UCAGGUGAAGCCGAAAUGCAAAUGAAAUUCGAUUGGUAUAAAGUCCUUGGCUCUUGCCUAGUAAUACACGCGAUGUUUCUUGAAGUGACAGUCUACCAAGUCCUGGUGAUCGCUUCCCUGAUCACGCUUUCGGCAUGGUUUGUCCAAUUCCACUGGCGUCGGCGGAAGCUGUACAGGGCAGGGUACCAGAGGAAAGGUCCACUGGCUUUGCCUUUCAUCGGCAGUGCACUGUACUUCGCGGGAUCCACCAAAGAUAUCCUGCAAAGUGUCAUCUCCAUAGUGAACGAGUACGAACCCCCAGUCCCGGUUUGGAUAGGAAACCGCCUUAACAUAUGCAUUGUGGACCCCAAAGACAUGGAGAUUAUCCUCAAUCACCCCCACUCAAUCGGCAAGGACCUGGUGUACCGCUUCUCGAACUCAACAGUCGGGACCGGCAUUUUCACGGCACCCGUUGAAAAAUGGAAGCGCAAUCGCAAGCUGAUCAACCCGGCCUUCAACCAGAAGAUCUUGGACGGCUUCGUCGAGGUGUUCGCCGAACAGGCCUCCGUGCUGGCGGACCAACUGAAGAGGGAGGUCGGGCGGGGAAUCUUCGACGUUUUCGACUAUGCCAGUCGAUGCGCGGUGGACAUUAUUUGCGAGACCGAAAUGGGCGUCUCGGUCAACGCGCAGGUGUCCGAUUCGGAGUACCUGAAGUGGGCCAACAGGGCGAUGCACAUCAUGUUUAAAAGAAUGUUUAACAUUGCGCUGAGCUUUGACUUCAUCUUCAAGUGGCAUCCACUCGCCAAGGACUUGGAGGAGGUCAACGGCAAGAUUCACAAGUUUACUGGAGGCGUUGUACGCCAAAAAAGGGAAGCGCAUCGGAGGCGGCUCCGCGAGGGCUACGUCGACGGAGCGCCUAGACGCAACAACUUACUGCAACAGUUAAUCGAACUCUCAGAGGAUGGGGAGACAUUUACGGACGAAGAGCUGCGGAUGGAAGUGGACACCUUCAUGAUGGCGGGCAGUGACACCACCGCGUCUGUCAGCAGCUACAUUUUGCUGAUGCUCGCAAUGUUUCCCGACGUUCAGGAAAAGGUGUACGAGGAGGUUAUGGACGUUCUCGGCCCAGACCGUCCUUGUGACGUUAAGGAUUUGGGCCGGUUUGUGUACCUGGAGAGGGUCAUGAGGGAGACGAUGCGGCUUUUUCCACCGGGGUCGGUUUUCGGACGCAACGUUACCGGAGACAUCCAGCUAGAGAAAUGUAUGGUGCCAGCGGGAAGCACUGUGCUUUGCGUAAUCUUCGCGUUGCACCGCAACCCGGACAUUUAUCCGGACCCUCUUCGGUUUGAUCCCGAUCGAUUCGCACCCGAGGCGAAGUCCAAGCGUCACUCUUACAGCUGGUUGCCAUUUUCCGCAGGUCCACGUAACUGCAUUGGAAUCAAGUACGCGUUGAUGGUACUGAAGGUACUAAUAGCUACGGUUGUCAGACGGUAUCGGUUUUCAUCAGAUUACACUGACAUUUCAAAGAUAGAUUUCAAGGUGGACGUUACACUUAAGCCGAUCAUGGGACACAGGGUCGCAGUGGAGCUGAGAGAGUGAUCCAUCUUCAAACUCUGUCAAUAAAUUUUUAUGACAUA
Messenger RNA from Photinus pyralis (common eastern firefly), 1616 nucleotides. Its product is annotated as cytochrome P450 4c21-like. The record is from RefSeq and is a predicted model, not a curated record. Gene Ontology annotation, molecular function: monooxygenase activity; oxidoreductase activity, acting on paired donors, with incorporation or reduction of molecular oxygen; iron ion binding. The transcript has 11 exons. NCBI's taxonomy places the organism in Eukaryota, Metazoa, Arthropoda, Insecta, Coleoptera, Lampyridae. The coding region runs from base 16 to 1578 and encodes 520 amino acids.